AUGGAUUCACGUCUGCUUGACCAGCACUAUGGUCGCUCUCUGGGGUCGCUCGCUGCUGCCUUCCCGUAUCGACCUGGGCAUGCCUUCGAGUUUCCGUCUGUACACAACCUUUCGAACUCGGUGUCUUUCUCCAUCGACGGGAUAUUGAGCACCAACUCACUGAUAAAUGGUUCAAGCACCGGGAGCCAGAUGCUCGGAACCACAACGAUCACUUCUACCAACAACUCCAAUAUACAUAUAACAAGCAAUGAUUCGGAACACGAUGGUAAGGAGUCAAGCUCAGGAAAAAGGCGGCGAACGCGUACGAACUUCAACGGCUGGCAGUUGGAGGAGUUGGAGAAAGCGUUCAAUGAUAGCCACUACCCCGAUGUUUUCACCCGAGAAGCACUUGCGAUGAAGCUCGAUCUAGUGGAGUCCCGCGUUCAGGUUUGGUUUCAAAACAGACGUGCAAAAUGGCGAAAGAAGGAAAACACAAAAAAGGGACCAGGGCGACCUGCCCACAACGCACACCCGACAACAUGCAGCGGCGUUCCAAUAGAUCCCGAGGAACUUAAGAAAAAGGAACAUGAGCGGACGGAGAGGAAGAGAAGGAAGCAAGAAGACAAGGCUAGGUUGAAGGCACUGAAGGAAGCCACCAAAAACAACAAAGAUUUGGAUAUAAAAGGACUGGAGUCGUUGAAAAGUCUCGAUUUGUCGAGUUCGAAGAUGGACUUCGACAGCUGUAAAAGUACGGCCAGUGAAUCGUAUAUCAGCGAAAGGGACACGGAGGACAGAAACCACAAACACGAAGAUGAUAUUCUGCAGCGAAUAGCUAAAGAAGUAAAUGACGCAAACAGAAAUCACGAUCUCAAGGAAAAUAACGAUACACGGUUACACAGAGGAGAUACCGUGGGUAGGACGGGCCACGAGAACGAUGGCACCAUAGUGGCGGAGCUAUCCACAAAAAAAUCACCCUCUGGGCAACAAAAAUCUGCUUUUAGAAGCCCUUUUAGCAUCGAACAAAUUUUAUCAUCAGAUUCCUCGACCCGGGAAACGAAACUGAAAAAUAAUAAAAUACAGAGACUUAAGAGCAGCGUGGAGACUUCGGUAUCGGUGGGUUUGUACUCGGUGUACGGGGUUGCGCAGCCGAUUGGUCUACUCGUCAAAGGUGCCACCACGGCGUCUUCACCCCCGCUACCGUCUCCGGUAUCACCAAUAGUGACGAACUUGAAAGGGAGUAACGUAUCGGAGGAUAGACAGAGUUCCAGCAUUGCUUCGCUUAGGAUCAGGGCGCAGGAACACAAGUACGCCAUGAAAACUGAACUUGAAGUCCGCAAUUUAGUUUGCUGA
Molecule: messenger RNA, 1329 nt
Organism: Saccoglossus kowalevskii
Lineage: Eukaryota; Metazoa; Hemichordata; Enteropneusta; Harrimaniidae
Biological process (GO): regulation of DNA-templated transcription
Molecular function (GO): DNA-binding transcription factor activity, RNA polymerase II-specific; sequence-specific double-stranded DNA binding
Source: RefSeq, a predicted model, not a curated record